AUGUAUGAUAAAAGAUAUGAACCACCAUCUACUGACAAGAUUAUGCAAAUUUCUGACUUGGAUGAGAAGUAUAAACAGAUUGAUAUCUAUACUCAAAAUAAGGCCAAGAAGUGGCUUGAGUCAUAUAUUAAGAAGAUAAAUAUGAAAAACGGAAUCGAUUCUAAAAAGAUAUCUAAUCGUGAAUAUGCCUACAAACGUGCUUAUAAGAAAAUGCAAGAUAUAUUAUAUCAGAAAAUAGGUAAUACAUAUGAAAUAUAUCAUGAAGAUUGGUUAAGCUUUGAAGACUUUAAG
Messenger RNA from Racocetra persica, 291 nucleotides. Lineage: Eukaryota; Fungi; Glomeromycota; Glomeromycetes; Diversisporales; Gigasporaceae. The record is from the annotation of a GenBank genome assembly.